AUGCAGUACAGUGCUAAUACCGAUAGCGUCGGUGAAGAUGAUGUGCAUAACAAGAUUUUCAAUUCUAUUGCGCAUGUUUUCCAGCAAGCUCAGUUAACUUAUGCAGGCCACAGGAAACACGUUGCUGUUUUGAAGAAGAUACAGGGCAAAGCACUCAGCCAAGGGUAUGAAGAUGCUUUCAAUUACUGGUUCAAUAAGAUAGUAACUAGAGUUCUACCGUUGAAGAAAUCGGAAGUUAUAGGUGAUCGAAUCGUCAAAUUGACUGCUACGUUCAUAGCAUCAUUAGACCGAGAGAUUGAAAUUAUGAGGAAGAAUAAUCAUGAAAGUUUGUCUCAACACGAGAAUAUGUUCAAUAAAUUUGUUGACUGCUUCAUUAGACACAUUUUGAGGGGUGUAGAAAGUAAGGAUAAAAAUGUACGAUACAGAGUGUUACAAUUACUAGUGAUAAUCAUGGACAACUUGGGCGAGAUCGACGAAGAUUUGUAUAAUCUACUGAUGUGGUCUCUAAGCAGGAGGAUAUUUGACAAAGAAGCUUCUGUUAGGAUUCAAGCUGUAUUCUGUUUGACCAAAUUUCAAGAUGAUAAUAGCGAAAGCGCCGAUAAUGAGGCUACACAAACGUUAAUGAGAUUGAUUCAGAAUGAUCCAUCUGCUGAAGUUAGGCGUGCAGCUAUGCUCAACAUCGUGAAUAAUAAAAGUACCAGGCCGCAUAUCCUGGAGAGAUCGCGCGACGUUAAUCCAAUCAAUAGAAGACUGAUUUAUUCAAAGGUGUUAAAAUCAAUGAAUAAAAAAUGUUUUACUGAUUUAGAUACCAGGAUUUUAGACCAAUUAAUAGAAUGGGGGCUCAAUGACAGAGAAGAACCUGUAAGAAAAGCAUGCGAAAAAUUAAUUUCUUAUCACUGGGUUAACCUUCUGGAUGGUGAUCUUAUUGAAUUAUUGGAAAAUCUUGAUAUCGCAAAAUCUAACGGUAGUAUCAAAGCUCUCGAGACACUUUUCAAGAUUAGACCAGAUAUUUUAACCAAGAUUAAAUUUCCUGAUGAUGUCUGGAAUCAGUUUACCGUUGAAAUUGCCUUUAUCUUCCGUUCAUUUUACAUCUAUUGCAAUGAAAAUACUUUGACAGAAAUCUUAGAUGAUACGUUCCCUGAGGCUUCUAAAUUAUCGAACAUUUUGAAUUUUUAUUUAGAGAAACGAUUUCAUUGUGAUACUAGUGCUUUGCCAGACAUAGAAAAAGAGCAUUUGGAAUUUAUCAUAGAACAGAUUCUGGUUACUGCAAAUAAAUACGACUAUAGUGAUGAGGUGGGCAGACGUUCUAUGCUAAACGUUAUUAGAAAUAUGCUGCAUCUUGUUGACCUCUCGAAGUCUCUAAUAAGGAUAGGUCACGAAGUUUUGAAGACGUUGUCAAUUAAUGAAAGAGAUUUUGUAACAAUGGCAGUGGAAAUUAUAAAUGACUUGAGAGAUGAUGACAUUGAGAAGCAAGAGGAAGAAGAGAAAACGACAAAGAAAAGCCAUGAAGAUGAAGAUGAAGAAGAUGAUAUUGCAUCUUUUCAUUCUGCUGUAGAAAAUUUGGCUAAUGGCGAAGAAAAUACUAACAAUCAAUUGAAAAGGCUUCCUAAUGAGAGAGAAGCUAGAGCAGAAACUAUUGUAUUAUGUUUAACAAGGUCUGCGGCAAUGUUGGAACUAGUCGAUGCUUCCUUAGAACAAAGUAUAAUGAUAUCGUCGCUUAUAGAUACCCUCAUUAUACCUGCGGUAAGAAGUACAGAGCCUGAUGUCAGAGAAUUGGGUGUUAGAAAUUUAGGGCUUUGUUGUCUGCUGGAUAUUCAACUAGCAAUCGAGAACAUGUAUAUUCUAGGUAUGUGUGUUUCAAAAGGCAAUGCUUCGUUGAAACAUAUUGCUUUACAGGCAAUUGUAGACAUUUUCUCUGUGCAUGAAAACGCUGUGGUAGACGGUGAGAAUAAGGUUGAUUCUAUCUCAUUGCAUAAGAUUUUUUACAAAGUGUUGAAAAAUAACAACUUGCCAGAAUGCCAAGUAAUUGCAGCCGAAGGAUUGUGUAAACUCUUCUUAGGUGAUAUCUUCACUGAUGAUGAUCUCUUUGAAACUUUAGUACUAUCCUAUUUUUCCCCAGUAAACUCUUCCAAUGAGGCUCUAAUACAGGCUUUUGCUUUCUGUAUUCCAGUGUACUGCUUCUCUCAUCCAACACAUCAGGUCAGAAUGGCUAGAGUUGCAGCUGACGUACUUAUGAGACUAUGCAUAUUAUGGGACGAGCUACAAAGUUCUGAUGAUGAAAAGGUGGAUAAAAGCGCGAUGCUGAAGCCUAAUAUUAUUUUACAGCAGCUAAUCUUUUGGACCGACCCUAGAAAGGUUGUCAAUCGAACAGAUGAAGAAAGCUCACAAGAUAGUGUACAAAUUGGCUUCUUAUUGGAUAUAUUAAAGAUUUUUAACCAAAUAGAAAAGAAAGAGAUAAAAAAAAUGAUUGUGACGAAUAUUCAGACAUUUUAUGUUACAUCAAAAUGUCAUUAUGCUUUGUUGAAGGAAGCAGCAGAGCAUAUAGAAGAUAUAUUAGAAAAUGAAACUCUCGAUAAUACAAGUAUGAACUCUCUUGAGAGGUUCAAGGGGGUAUUGAACGCUCAUCUUACAGAAGCCCAUGAGCUGAUCUUGAAUUCAUCAAAAAGAGAACUAGAUACCUCAGCUACAGAACAUUCUGUUGUUGCUGACAGCAAAGAAUAUUCCUCUGAGAAUUCAGAGAAAAAUGAUAUCGAAAUGGAUAGAGAUGGAUAUCCUCAAACUAAUUUGUCCCCUAGAGUUCUUGGAAACAAUUCUACUGAACAAGAUCCGACAACACAUCCAGAAAAAAUAGAAUUUGUCUCUUGUAACAAUACAAGUGGAUCUACUGAUGAGAAACAUAGCAUGCUGAGGAAAAGAAAUAGAAAUGAAAUGGAGGAAUCAAUAAUACUAAAUACUGCUGAUACUCCAGAGAAAAAUGAUGCAUCAAAAACUGCCAGCGUCAGCCUUUCUGAAGAUAUGUCCAGUGAUGUUGACAUGCUAGGUGUAGAUAAUAAAUGA
This is a messenger RNA of Kazachstania africana CBS 2517, 3057 nucleotides long. RefSeq names its product condensin subunit YCG1 (gene YCG1). The transcript has a single exon. Lineage: Eukaryota; Fungi; Ascomycota; Saccharomycetes; Saccharomycetales; Saccharomycetaceae. Gene Ontology annotation, cellular component: condensin complex; condensed chromosome. The record is from RefSeq and is a predicted model, not a curated record. Gene Ontology annotation, biological process: mitotic chromosome condensation. Bases 1 to 3057 code for a protein of 1018 amino acids.